Molecule: messenger RNA, 1005 nt
Organism: Cordyceps militaris CM01
Lineage: Eukaryota; Fungi; Ascomycota; Sordariomycetes; Hypocreales; Cordycipitaceae
Exons: 2
Coding region: 1-1005 (334 amino acids)
Source: RefSeq, a predicted model, not a curated record
AUGUCCAACCCCUCAACAACUACGGCGCCCCUCGCCGCCGCGCCUCUUUCUCCUCCUCCUUUGUGGCUGGAGCGGGCGCUCACGCAGUCUGCCGACCUGGAAAAUACAAUCAACGCCGCCAAGGAAGGAGCGAACCUGCCCUCCGAUCGCGACGUGACGCGAGUCCGGCGCCGGCUUCGCCAACUGAUCAAGAGCUUUGAUGGCGUCCACGGGCAUAUCCGCCGCCACGGCAGGCAAGGUGCUGCUCUUGACGACAACGACGACAACGACGACGACCCCGACGACCCCGACGAGGCUGCCGAAUCCGCGCAGCAUGUGAGCGAUGACGUGCAUCCUCACACGACGGACCCUGCUGGUGCCGUCUCGCCGGCGCCUUCUUCUGCUACUGCUGACGGCGACACGGGGUCCGAGAGCCUCGCAUCGCCGGUGCAGGCUGCUGCUGUAAGUGUGCUUCCUUGGCUGUUGUAUUCUGGGACAUUCAUGGAGCAACACGGAUGGACGGACAACAGAGACGCUAUGAAAAGCCCACCAGCCUCCCCCGCCGUGAUGCCAGAGCCGACGCCGGCCCCUGCCGCCUGCCUCCCAGACAUAUACACCCUACCUAGGAUGCCGCCAACGUCGACGCAACCGGUCCCGUCAUCGCCAAGCGACGCCAUCAUCGAGCUCGUCCGACCCCAGUUCCCGCCCCAACUGGGCCACUCCCGAUACGAGGCUGUGGUGCCGCCAACGAGCUUCCGCCGCGCUGCCCACGCCGCACUGCUGUCCAGCAGGUACCCGCCGCACAUGAACCCGCGCAGCAUUCCAUGGGCGAGAUGCACUAUCGGCCGCGUGCCGCCUGUUCGGCCACCAUGUCAGGGCUGGCCAUGUCAGACGCUGCAUGGGCCUCCGCCAUUUCGUCCGCAGCAGCGCCCGCUGCAUGGUUAUUCGCCGCUGCCGCUGCCGCAGCUGCAGGUGUUUGUGACUCCACAGGCGUAUGCGCAGAAUCAGCGCUAUUGGCGGAUGUAG